AUGAACGCGUCACUCAACAGCACUUGGCAAUCGGGGUCCGAUGCUUGGGUGCUCUCUAUAGACUAUUUUCCGGAAAUUGCCAAUGGUGCUUUUGCUGUCACUAAUAGUUCGGGUGAGCUUAUUCUUUACUCAUUGAAAGACACAUCCAAGCCUCUAGCAAAAGUGAAAGCCCAUGGCUCGAGCAUCAAUGCUACAAACAAAAUCAAUGAGUAUUCUCUAGCCACUGCUGCUGCCGACGGCGUUAGAGUGUGGGAUCUUCGACACGAUCUUCAACAACCGGCUAUGACACUCACCUCUCCAAAGAACCCCAAUUAUCUUUCGCUUGCGAGCAAAGACGGGAUUGCACUUGCUGCUGGCACAGAGCUUGCUGGCGCUGAUGCGGAGAUUCAUAUUUGGGACUUGCGUCAACCUGAGCUGAUGGCCAGAUCAUUUGUAGAUUCACAUCAUGAUGAUGUUACCAACCUCAAGUUCCACCUGACUCUACCAUACCUCAUGUCAGGCUCUACCGAUGGAUGUGUAAACGUCUAUAAUCUAGACGAAUUGGAUGAGGACGAAGCUCUCCACCAGGCCAUCAAUUUUGCGUCUGUUCACCUGUGUCAUUUCAUUCGUCCAGAUCGUAUUGCCAUUCUCACACACAUGGAGACGCUAGGAUUCUUCGAUCUCAACAACACCGAUUAUGAAGUGAAUACCGAAGCUGCUCCUAAAGAAUUGGGUGAUGUACGUACACUUUGGCCCAACUGUGAGUAUGUUGUAGACCUAUUCACAGACUAUAUUGUGUAUGGCGCAAAUCUGGAAGGGACCCUUUCCUUGAUGCCGUUUGACCCAAAACUGGAAUCUUUUGAUAAGAGCAAAAUUAUCAAUUUCGCUCGAGCUCAUGGCGAAGAAGUCGUGCGUGAUGUUUGUGUCAUUCCAGGCACCAAAACGGCUUUGACAUGCGGUGAGGACGGGCUUGUCAAAUCAUGGAGCCUUCCAUUCGUUAUAGAAUCUCAAGGUACUGUUGCUAGCAAGGAUCUUGAAUCCGAAUCAAUGGACAUUGACGAACGCAGUGAUAAGAAAAAGGACAAGAAAGAGAAGAAAGAUAAGAAGGAAAAGAGGGAGAAAAAAGACAAAAAGGAGCGCAAGGAGAAGAAAAAGGAAAAGAAGGAGAAGAAGAGCAAAUCUGACAAGAAACUGAAGAAGGAGAUUCGUUUUAAACCCUAUUAG
This is a messenger RNA of Australozyma saopauloensis, 1203 nucleotides long. RefSeq lists its product as uncharacterized. The coding region runs from base 1 to 1203 and encodes 400 amino acids. The record is from RefSeq and is a predicted model, not a curated record. The transcript has a single exon. NCBI's taxonomy places the organism in Eukaryota, Fungi, Ascomycota, Pichiomycetes, Serinales, Metschnikowiaceae. Gene Ontology annotation, molecular function: protein binding.